This is a messenger RNA of Sesamum indicum (sesame), 969 nucleotides long. Lineage: Eukaryota; Viridiplantae; Streptophyta; Magnoliopsida; Lamiales; Pedaliaceae. The record is from RefSeq and is a predicted model, not a curated record.
AUGUGCUAUGAAAAUUGUCUUCCUUUUUCUGCUACUUCUUCAGACAACACUUCUUAUCUCCCUACUCCUUUACCUGAGGUAGCAGUUCCAGCUUGCAUCACUAUUUCCCCUACUAUACCAAUUUCUGUAGAUAGUACUUCAUUUGUUCCCUCACCUCCUGCCAUUCGCAGGUACAAAGCAAGACUUGUUGCCAAAGGAUACAACCAGAUCGAGGGACUUGACGUUAAUAAUGCCUUCCUCCACAAGCAUCUUAACAUAGAGGUGUACAUGGUGCCCCCUACUGGUUACUCUAAGGCUCAUGAUGGUCUUCUACAGAAAUAUGGCUUUGUUCAAUCUUCCCAUGAUCAUUGCCUCUUCAUUCUUUAUAUUGAUGUUGUCUUUAUCGCAUUACUUGUUUGUGUUGAUGACGUCCUUCUAACAGGAAAUUCUUUGACUGCUAUGACUGAUGUUAAGCUCUACCUUGAUAAGUUUUUCACCAUUAUGGACUUGGGCCAUGCUAAGUACUUCCUCGGCUUGGAGCUCGCUCGUUCUGCGCAUGGCAUAUACAUCUAUCAACGCAAGUACCUCCUGGACAUUGUUUGUGACCGUCUCUUGACGGAUGCCACACCUCUUCCACCUUGGAUCAAAUUUGAUGCUUCUUCUGGUGCUCUUCUAGUUGUUCCUCAUCGAUACAGAAGAUCAGCUACAUUCUUCGUGAUUUCUCACUUUUUUGCCUCUGGUCCCAUUCCUUUCCAUUGUGAUAACAAGGCUGCCAUCUAUAUUACUAAAAAUCCUAUAUUCCAUGAACACACGAAACACCGCGAUAUCGAUUGUCAUCUUGUCCGUGAUAAGUUUAAGGGCGGUUUUAUCCGUCCUAUACACAUUCGCAGCCAUGACCAGGUGGCUGACCUUUUCACCAAAGCCUUGCCUCCUGUUCUCUUUACUCGUUUUUUCUCUGAGUUGGGCAUGCUCUCCCAUGCGCCAACUUAA